This is a messenger RNA of Ipomoea nil (Japanese morning glory), 907 nucleotides long. RefSeq lists its product as uncharacterized. The coding region runs from base 161 to 760 and encodes 199 amino acids. The record is from RefSeq and is a predicted model, not a curated record. The transcript is spliced from 2 exons. Lineage: Eukaryota; Viridiplantae; Streptophyta; Magnoliopsida; Solanales; Convolvulaceae.
CAUAUACUCUCUCUCUCUAUAUAUAUAUAUACACGCGCAUUAUAUAUAUACACACAUCCCAAUUCCCAAGCUCUGAACCAUAUAUAUACGUAUAUAUAUUUAUAAAUAUAGUCUUGUGAUCCAUGUAUAAUAUGAGACAGAAAAUCAUAGUAACACAAAGAUGACAACCGGCAGCAAAGGAGAAGGGAGUGGCAGUGGCAGUGCUCCGGCGUCGGCGGAUUCCGGUGUUGAGUGUUGCAUGUGUGGAGAUCAUGGGCUGUCGUUUGAGCUUUUCCGAUGCAAAUCUUGCCAAGUUAGAUCCCAGCACAGAUAUUGCAGCAAUUUGUAUCCGAAAGCGGAGUCUUAUCGCCUCUGCAACUGGUGCCUAAGCGAGAAGGAUAACUCUUCGAAUUCCUCGUCGUCGUGUCGAGUCAAAACGGAAGGUGAUCGGAAAAUCAAGAAUGAAAAAUUCCCGCCGCCUCCGCCGCCGCAGCAGUCGUCGUCUCAUGAAAAGAAUAUAUGUAAAGGGUCAAGCCCAAAGGGGAAAAAGGCCCCUAUGAAGCUGCGAGUCAAGAGUCCUCCUCCCAUCACCAAACAGAAGACGAACCCGUCGCCGGAACAAUCGCCGCCGUCGGUGGUCGCCAGAAAAAGGGUCGCCGCCGGCGGUGGCGGCAGCAUUGAGGAGAGGCUGAGGAGGACUAAGUCGGAAAACGGAAUCGUAAAACCUGUGUUUAGAAACAAGGUGAGAAGGUACAAGCUUUUGGAAGAGGUCUCAAGCUAGCUAAAAUUAUUGAAUAAAAUAUACUGUUUUGAUGAUACAAAAAUAAUAAUAAUCAAUUUUCUCAUAGAUUUUUCUUUUUUCUGGGCUUUAUUAUUUUUGUUUUUGUUCUUGUGGUUUUCAUUUUCAUGGUCCCAAAAAUUCCUUUUA